Oxyura jamaicensis (ruddy duck) is the source of this 3779-nucleotide messenger RNA. RefSeq names its product acidic nuclear phosphoprotein 32 family member E (gene ANP32E). Gene Ontology annotation, molecular function: phosphatase inhibitor activity; histone binding. Lineage: Eukaryota; Metazoa; Chordata; Aves; Anseriformes; Anatidae. Gene Ontology annotation, cellular component: nucleus. The record is from RefSeq and is a predicted model, not a curated record. Bases 214 to 990 code for a protein of 258 amino acids. The transcript is spliced from 7 exons. Gene Ontology annotation, biological process: regulation of apoptotic process.
CGGGGGCGCCGUGCGCCAUGUCAUGGAGGCUCAGUGUGCGAGCGGCCAUUGAAGGGCUCGGAACUGCGCGCGGAGCGGGCCGGCGGCGGCGGCUGCCCGCGGCCUUCCCCUGCCCACACGCGGCUCCCUCUUAGGCGGCGGCCGCAGCAGCGCCAGGCCACCCUCCCACACCGCCGCGGGGCCGCUAGGAGGAGGACGAGGAGGAGGAGGGCGAUGGAGAUGAAGAAGCGCAUCAACCUGGAGUUGAGGAACCAGGCGCCGGAGGAGGUGACAGAGUUGGUGCUCGAUAACUGCCGGUCCAGCAACGGGGAAAUCGAAGGCCUGAAUGACUCGUUCAAAGAACUUGAGUUUCUUAGCAUGGCCAACGUCCAGCUGACGUCGCUGGCCAAGCUUCCCACGUUGAGCAAGCUCCGAAAGCUGGAGCUGAGCGACAACAUCAUUUCAGGAGGCCUGGAGGUCCUCGCAGAAAGGUGUCCGAAUCUCACAUAUCUAAAUCUAAGCGGCAACAAAAUCAAAGAUCUCGGCACUGUGGAAGCUCUUCAAAAUCUUAAAAACUUGAAGAGCCUUGACCUGUUCAGCUGUGAGAUUACAAACCUUGAGGAUUACAGAGACAGCAUUUUUGAUCUGCUUCAGCAAAUCACGUACCUAGACGGAUUUGAUCAGGAAGAUAAUGAGGCGCCGGACUCCGAAGAUGAGGAUGAUGAGGAAGGAGAUGAGGAUGACAAUGAUGAAGAUGAGGAUGAAGCUGGUCCUCCAGGAGAGUACGAAGAGGAAGACGAUGAAGAUGAUGGAGGUUCAGAUUUGGGGGAAGGUGAAGAGGAGGAGGAGGAAGUUGGUCUUUCCUACCUGAUGAAGGAGGAGAUUCAGGACGAAGACGAUGAUGACGACUAUGUUGAAGAAGGAGGUGAUGAGGAGGAAGAAGCAGAGGGUAUUCGAGGGGAGAAGAGGAAACGAGACCCUGAAGAUGAAGGCGAGGAAGAGGAUGAUUAAUUUGUUAUAGACACAAGUAGGACCAGACUCUUAAGUUACAGAAUACGCAAUAGUGAUUAUGCAGAUCUGUAUGUCUCCAUGUACCAUAGAUGUCCCUACAGAAGAUAUGUUAACUUUUUAUAGGAGAAGUGUGGUUUUACUAUUCUUGCCCUUUUUAUCAUUCCAAAUAAGAUACAAUAAAUAGCCUGGUAGUGAACCUAUACGUAGAAAACAAUUUUCAGCCCUAUAGUCACUGAAGCCAUUGUCAGGUUUUCCCCCUAGAGUUUUGUUUGGAGCUCUUUAAUUUUAUACGAGCUUGCUGUGUUGGUUAUCAUUUCCCCAGAGUUAAAACCCCCAUCUUACAUGGAUUUAAUAUCAUGGAUUUCCUUCAAGAUUUUAAAGUUUUUAUACUUAAAAAGCCGAACUCAGAAAUGCUGAAUGGCAAGUUCAGGUCUGUUUCUAAUGAGGAAUUGACUAGAGUCUGAGUUCACCAGGGAUUCUAUUGGAAACCAACAACUAGAUUACAAUUCAUUUCAGCUUUUUAAAAGGUGACUCCUGUAACUUUUAAAGUCUUCUCCCCUGUUUUGCGUGUUAGCAUUGCAAAGCCGAAGUGGGUUUCAGAAGAUCUUUUUUUUCCUGCUUGUUCAGAAGUUCAGUGUUCGCCAGGGAUACCUUCAAGAAUGUAUCUUGGCAAACCGAGAGGGUUGUGAUCCUUAAACCUUUCUCCAAAAUACGUGGUCUCUGCAGAUAUUAACAGAAGGAAAUAAUCCGUAGCUCGAAACCAUUUUGCAGAAAGUGUUGGUUAAACUUUCACUCACUUAGCUCUUGCGUUGUCACUUCAGGAAUUCUGCAACAGUCGUUGUGCUUGGCUAUAAAAUAUAUGCAUUUCUAAUGCAGACGUUAACGGGUAACUCCUUCAAGCACACUUUUCCAACAGUCCUCCCCCCUACGCUUUUCUAGAAUCGUUGAAGGGGGAAAGGUGCACAUAAGUUAGUCUUUCUUUGCAGGUCACCUUUUAAAUUUUUUAAUCUGGUUGUAGCCAAAACAUUCAAGUCCAUGUAUGCUACUAAUUAAUAGCUUAGUGGUUUUUUUUAUAUAUAUAUUGAAUGGCUGCAGAAACUUGUUCCAUUGCGAGUUGGUGGCAAGUGCAGGAGACAUGCAGACAAGCUCUUUUCUAGCAGCCUGGUUGUGACCAACAGGUCGUAAUAAUUCUGCCCCAAGGGAUUCAUGUUUUCUAUUUGAGCCACUGCAAAACAAUUUCAAACCUACAGCAUUCCUCUUUCAGUCAUGAUUUGGAUUUAAAGCAGUAGUCUUGAUAUAAAACUAAUUUACAUUGUUUCACGUAGGUACUGAACCAAAUAUCACACACAGCUUUAUUCAAGAGACUUAUUUUUAUAUCUGUCUUGGCUGACAAUAGCUGUCAUUAAACUGGGGAAGACACCAAGGGUGGGGAAGAGGGAGAUUUCCUGGACCUAAAUAAGAGUCAGUCACCCAUAGAUCGGUUACUUGUGAAUAUUUAAUAAGGUAUUUCACACACUAGCAGACUUUAAAUGCGACUUCCAGCUCUUAAAUCAAGUUUAGAUACUGCAGGGUUGAAGUUCUGCGAAGCCCAAUUUCUUGUGUGUGUGUUUUUUUUCCCCCAAAUAGAGCCUUAAAUCAUCGUUUCUCAUGUAGCUGUGAAGCAUAGCCAGCCAUUAGAGGCAUCUGAAUGAAAUGAGUCAGGCAGAUGGCAAUAUGCUUGGAAAUAAACUGACUAAAUGAGUUUUGCAUUUUUUUUAAUGAAUAUCUGUAAAGACACUAGAGAAGUAGUGGUAAAACUACAUUUGCAACCACAAUCUAAGUUCCUGUGUUUGUGUAUGAAUACUGAAUGAAUAGAAACCUUAGGUAAGUGCACAUCCUAUCUUGUCAUGGAGGCUCUGUGUUCAAGGCAGUUGCUUUGUGUUCAGCUUUGAGAUAGAGAAGUGUUUUCCCAUCCUUUUGCUAUAUUUUUUUAAGUCUCAGCGAAUGAUUGAAAACUUAUUUAUAAGCGUGUACUUUUAAAGGACUUCGUUAUCAGGGUUUUCCUUAACUAUCUCUUACUGAUGCAUAUAAAAUUAGUUUUAAAUGGAAACACUUACUAUUUUGAUGAAUUAAAGUUAUUUCAGAACUGGUCUUGUUUCAGUAAACAAGUCCAAUUUUAACGUUGAAUGAGCUAAUGUGACAAAACAAAAUGAACUUAGAAGGGGUUAGCAGACUUUCCCGAAGAUAUGCAAACUUCCAGCUUCCUAAAGCCAACUUGCAGUGUAGUGCGUCGGCUGCUACAUCUCAGAAACUGAGCCUCACACAAAACUUACUUCCUAAGCAAUUUUGUCUUUUCCUCAGCGUUACCAUCUAAGUAUAGUUUCAUAUUUGUCAGCUUGGCAUGCAAUUAAACAGCAUAGCAUUUUUUAAAAAUAAAUAAUACAGAGCCUCCAGAUAACUUUUGAAACUUUUUUGCUUGGUGGGUGGUCUUUUCAUGCAAAUAUGUAAGGGUGGGUUUUAUAUUUUGUAGAGGUUUUGUCCUAUUUUAAUGCUCUUUGUAUGGCAGUAUGUAUAUAGUGUGUUUUGGUUCCUUAUCAAACUCUUUCCUUAAACUUUGGAGUAACAGAUUUUGUGCAACUGUGUUUUGAAUAAAGCCAUGACAGUGUUAAAUUAAAGAAAACAACCCUGCAGCACUCUUCUGAUAACUUUUAGUUGUAACAAAACAUGUUUCCUCCCCACGUGUGCUGUAAAUUUUAAAUUAAAAAGUUUUCAAACUGAAUUAUUUCAAAUAAAUUGAGACUAUUGUAUUG